Molecule: messenger RNA, 306 nt
Organism: Neltuma alba
Lineage: Eukaryota; Viridiplantae; Streptophyta; Magnoliopsida; Fabales; Fabaceae
Product: metallothionein-like protein 4B
Exons: 2
Coding region: 1-249 (82 amino acids)
Molecular function (GO): zinc ion binding
Source: RefSeq, a predicted model, not a curated record
AUGGCGGAUGUGAGAUCAAACGCCGCCGUUUGCAACGACAGGUGCGGCUGCACCGUUCCCUGCCCUGGGGACACCACAUGCAGGUGCGCAAGCAGUGGGGGGAAUGAGACGAGCAGUGGGAGGGAUCACUUGACGUGUUCUUGCGGCGAGCACUGCGGCUGCAACCCUUGCUCCUGCCCCAGCACCGUCGCCGCCGGCUCCGCCUGCCGCUGCGCCACCGGUUGCUCCUGCGCUUCAUGCCGCUCUUGAUCAACCCAUGAAUUUACGAAUAUAUAUAAUAAUCAAUUAUAUAUGGCUUAAUUAGGC